GGGAUGGACUGCUUGAGCUCGUUCUCUACUCCUCCUCCUCCUGCAUCCUCAGCAUCUCUGCCGUUCAUCCCUUAUGCAUAGAACGUACAUACAGAGGGAAAAGGCGCUGGGAUACCCCCAGCAUGGACCCCCACCCGUGAGGGCAAUGGGAGACCAGACCGGUGUGGGUGGUGGGAGAGUGCCGGCCAACCCUGAGCCCGAGAUGGAGGCCAGGAUCCAAAAAGCGGUGGAGUUCAAGACUGAAGGCAACCGAUGCUACAAGGACAAAAAAUUCCGGGAUGCUAUAGGCAAGUACCACCGGGCCCUGCUGGUGCUGAAGGGUGUCCAUGAAGACGGGGAGGAGAGGAAGGCCAAUGGCGGAGGUGGCACAAGGUUGACGGAGGCUCAGAAGGUGCGGGUGGAGGCCACGGAGAUCGAGUGUUACGACAGCCUGACUGCCUGUUUGCUGCAAUCCGAGCUGGUAAACUACGAGCGGGUGAAGGAAUAUUGUCUGAAGGUGCUUGAGAAACAAAACAGCAACUUUAAAGCCACAUAUCGAGCCGGAAUCGCCUUCUACCACUUGGGAGACUAUGGCAAUGCUCUGCUCUAUCUCAAGGAAGCUCGAAGCCGGGAGCCUACAGACACCAACGUUCUUCGCUACAUCCAGCUGACAGAAAUGAAAGUGCAGAGGUCAUACCAACGGGAACGGAAAGGAUUUAAGGAGGUGAUCGGAUAGCCCAACGUUAGAUCGACUCCUAAGCUUCACUAGACUUGUAUGUUGAGAUACUGUGAGGAAGAGCAUGGUGGCUGAUACUGAGCAUUGCCCUGCGCGAUCCUCCACAGUCAUUCUCUUCAUCAAGAGACCACACUAUAGGAGAAUAAUGCAGCUCUGGCACUUUAUAUAAAUUAUUUAAUGAAAAAGAUUAUUUUAUAAAUCUAUUUGCCUUUUGACUACCUAUAAUGUGUCAAUGCAUGCAUCAGGUGUUUAUGUGUAUGUGUGUGUUUUUAUAUGAUGACGUGUAUAGAUAACACACACAUAUAUAUAGGACAUAUUCGUAUUAGGACGGGUCAUGCUCAGUAGCUCUGGAGGCAGCAUGCUGAUUUAAAGGAAGCCCCCAACCUCAGCUCUCAUCCAUGCCAUAUUGCAUACAAGGAUAGCCCCAAUGACAGAGCGUCCCAUAAGUUACUACAAGCAAACGGACUGCCUCAACUUCCACCCAUGUAAAUCGGAGACAUUAAAGUAGUUAUCAGGGAAUUUUUAUAUAUAUAUAUAUAUAUAUAUAUAUAUAUAUCAACUGG
This is a messenger RNA of Hyla sarda, 1278 nucleotides long. Its product is annotated as tetratricopeptide repeat protein 9B-like. The transcript is spliced from 3 exons. The record is from RefSeq and is a predicted model, not a curated record. Bases 74 to 715 code for a protein of 213 amino acids. Lineage: Eukaryota; Metazoa; Chordata; Amphibia; Anura; Hylidae. Gene Ontology annotation, molecular function: protein binding.